This is a messenger RNA of Ricinus communis (castor bean), 1603 nucleotides long. Its product is annotated as phospholipase A(1) LCAT3. Gene Ontology annotation, biological process: lipid metabolic process. The coding region runs from base 91 to 1452 and encodes 453 amino acids. Lineage: Eukaryota; Viridiplantae; Streptophyta; Magnoliopsida; Malpighiales; Euphorbiaceae. The transcript is spliced from 11 exons. The record is from RefSeq and is a predicted model, not a curated record.
ACUCGUAGUACACCAACAGCUACACUUCUCAUCACUGCCACUGCCAAAAAAAGCUACCGCUGAGUCAUUUUUAUCCGGGUAGAACCAAAGAUGCUGGGUGACUUCUGUAUCUGCCCCUGUUUUGGAAAUCAUAACACGGACGAUACAGAACCUGAUCGUGAUCCGGUCCUACUAGUUUCCGGAAUUGGAGGGUGCAUUCUCAAUUCCAAGAAGAAGAAUCUCGGGUUUGAAUUUGAGACCCGGGUUUGGGUACGGAUUCUUUUGGCUGAUUAUGAGUUCAAGAAGAAAAUUUGGUCUUUAUAUAAUCCCAAAACAGGUUAUACAGAAGUAUUGGACGAAAGCACUGAACUCGUGGUCCCUGAUGAUGAUUAUGGGCUGUAUGCAAUUGACAUUUUAGAUCCGUCGUUGUUUGUUAAAGUGUUACAUUUGACAGAGAUAUAUCAUUUCCAUGAUAUGAUUGACAUGCUUUUAAAAUGUGGAUAUAAGAAGGGAACCACAUUGUUUGGAUAUGGCUAUGAUUUCCGGCAAAGUAAUCGAAUUGGCAAAUCAAUGGAAGGUCUUAAGGCAAAGCUUGAAACUGCUUAUGAAGCUUCUGGGCAGAGAAAAGUUAACAUAAUAUCACAUUCAAUGGGGGGACUGUUGGUGUUAUGUUUCAUGUCACUUUAUACAGAUGUGGUUUCAAAGUUUGUGAACAAGUGGAUCUCCAUUGCAUGCCCUUUCCAAGGUGCACCAGGAUGCAUCAAUGAUUCCCUGUUAACUGGAUUACAAUUUGUCGAAGGGUUCGAGAGCUACUUUUUUGUUUCUAGGUGGACAAUGCACCAGCUGCUUGUUGAAUGCCCAUCAAUCUAUGAAAUGUUGGCAAAUCCAGAUUUCAAGUGGGAAAGCCAACCACAAAUUCAAGUUUGGCGCAAGCAAUCAGAUAGUGACGAGGCUUCUGUCAAGUUGGAGUCUUAUGGUCCCCAAGACAGUAUCACUUUAUUUCAAGAAGCAUUAAGGAAUAAUGAGCUAAAUUACGAUGGAAAUAAAAUAUCUUUACCCUUCAACUUUCACAUCCUCAAAUGGGCUGCUGGAACUCGCCAAAUACUCAAUGAUGCACAACUGCCGAAAGGGGUUUCUUUCUAUAAUAUUUUUGGGACAUCAAAUGAUACACCUUUUAAUGUUCGAUAUGGUACGGAAAAAUCUCCAAUUGAGGAUUUGUCUGAAGUCUGCCAUACUUUGCCCCAGUAUUCUUAUGUGGAUGGAGAUGGGACUGUUCCAGCAGAAUCAGCCAAGGCGGAUGGAUUCGAGGCAGUUGAAAGAGUAGGAGUUGCAGCUAGCCACCGUGGGCUGCUACAUGACAAGACAGUAUUUGCACUUGUUCGGAAAUGGUUGGGAGUUGCGCAGGAGCAAACUAAGCUUUCAAGAACAUCUAGAGUAAUGGAUGUUUCUUCAGUUUCACACGUCCAAGCGUGAAUAUAACUAUUAUGUACAUGUCACAGCACAAAAAUAGUAAAAGAAAAAGGAUAUAAAAUCAGAAACCUAUUUGAAUGCUGCAAAAAGGAGAUAAAAGGAUGUUGUAAAUAUUGCAUUUUGAUUAUUUUAUUGCAAGGCCUUAUUCUUUAAA